Molecule: messenger RNA, 577 nt
Organism: Mercenaria mercenaria
Lineage: Eukaryota; Metazoa; Mollusca; Bivalvia; Venerida; Veneridae
Product: ovomucoid-like
Exons: 4
Coding region: 86-514 (142 amino acids)
Molecular function (GO): protein binding
Source: RefSeq, a predicted model, not a curated record
UUUUAUUCCAUUUUUAGAGAUAUGAUAACAUUUGUAAGAAGUCAUGAUGUGAAAUCUUAGAUCUGGAGGGGUCACCAACGUAACAAUGCUUGUUUUCACUGUCUUUGUGUUGGCUAUAUCGUCAGUGAGCGGCCAGUUUUUAAACUGUCCGUGGGUGAACAGUUUGGAUUGCACAACAUAUACACCCUCCUUGGAAUGUGGCACGGACGGUCUUACGUAUGAUAACAGAUGCUAUUUCGCAAAACAACAAUGUGUCGACAGCAACCUUCAUAUUCUCCACGACGGUGCGUGUCUCCCUUCUGAAUCAAGUACGACUCCAGAACCAAAUUUCGUCAAUGGCAAUGAUGCUGUACUCGAUUUCUUCUGCACGGCGCUAAGCAAAGAAAAUUGUGGGCCUGAGAUUCAGGAAGUGUGUGCAACUGACAACUGGACUUACAGAAACUAUUGUGAAUACGACAAAGCGAAAUGUACUCACAGAAAUUUGAAGAUAAAGAACUUUGGACCUUGUGCCUGAAAUGUUGUAUGAAAUGUUUUGCGGUCUUAUCGUAACUUUUCAAUAAAUGUAUCAUCUUGAAAA